Molecule: messenger RNA, 2871 nt
Organism: Ceratosolen solmsi marchali
Lineage: Eukaryota; Metazoa; Arthropoda; Insecta; Hymenoptera; Agaonidae
Gene: l(2)gl
Product: LLGL domain-containing protein l(2)gl
Exons: 12
Biological process (GO): regulation of Notch signaling pathway; establishment of spindle orientation; Golgi to plasma membrane transport
Cellular component (GO): cytoplasm; cortical actin cytoskeleton; plasma membrane
Molecular function (GO): syntaxin binding; myosin II binding; GTPase activator activity
Source: RefSeq, a predicted model, not a curated record
AUGGCUUCCCACAUAAACCGCCGGCUCUUGCUUUGGACCCGCGUGAUCAUCGGCACGGCAUCCGGAGCCAUCAAAGUUUUUGGAAGGCCAGGCGUGGAAUUUUACGGGCAGCAUGCAAGUGAAAGCGGGGAAAUUGCAGUCACAAAGAUCAUCGCCUUGCCCAAUGAGGGGCGCGUGGUUUCACUCUGUGACGACAAUUCAUUACAUCUUUGGGAAAUCAAUGAGAAUUCAGUUAUUGAAACUAAGUCGCUAUCAUUGGAAGGUAAAUUAAAAAAGAUCUCAGCAAUGUGUCUCGAAUCUAAUGGCGAUCAUCUCUUGCUGGGAACCGAGGGUGGCAAUAUCUACCUUUUGAAUCUCAGGACUUUUACGAUGUCCGACACUAUAAUUUAUCAAGAUGUAGUCAUGCAAAAUGUACCCAAGGACUUCAAAGUGAAUCCUGGGCCUGUUGAGGCCAUUGCCGAACAACCAGGCCACCCAGACAACAUUCUGAUUGGCUACAACCGCGGACUCAUGGUGCUCUGGAAUAAAGCUACUCCAGGUGCUCAACAGCUGAUGGGUUUGUUUUCGCGUGCGCAGACCUUCGUCUCCACGCAGCAAUUGGAGUCAGUGCAUUGGGUCUCGGACACGCGCUUCGUCUUUUCCCACAACGACGGCUCCUACGCAUUCGCCAGUCCUGGAAACGAGGAGCCACCAACGCCAACGACGCCUUACGGACCCUUCCCCUGCAAGGCCAUCACCAAAAUCGUCGUACAUCCCACGGACGACGAAGAUGAGUUGAUUCUCUUCUCUGGAGGUAUGCAGCGCUCGGUUCAUAGUGAUCGCCAUACCAUAACUGUGAAGCGAGAAGGAAACAACAAGAAGCACGUUGUUUUUGACUUCACCUCCAAAGUCAUCGACUUCUUUACAAUUCUGCCGAAGAAAAGGCAGCCGACCGACGAGGAGGAGGAGAAGGACGAGAAGGCAAAGACGACCGAGUCGCCAGAGGCUCUAAUUGUCCUCGCUGAGGAGGAGCUCAUAGCCAUAGAUCUGACGGAUCCGGAUUGGAAGAUGAUGGCCUUACCAUACCUCGUGUCGCUUCACGCAAGCGCUGUGACAUGCUCGCAACACGUGCCGAACGUGCCAGAGGAGCUGUGGGAAGCGAUAGAGUCCGCGGGUAAGGCCCAAACGGAGCACCUCUAUUCUGAAAAGACUUGGCCUAUCGACGGGGGUGUAUUGCUGAAUGAAAGGCCCGUUGCCGAGGUGGAGAAGCCAAAGGUGCGCGAGUUGCUGCUCACCGGUCACGAGGACGGCACUGUGCGCUUCUGGAACGCCUCGGAUGUCGCCCUUACGCCUCUUUACAAGUAUAACUCGUCAAUAUUAUUCACCGGCGAGCAUCUCGACGUACUCGAGCAGCCACCCGAGGACGAGGAAGACGAAUGGCCACCGUUCCGAAAGGUCGGCACCUUCGAUCCCUACUCCGACGAUCCUCGACUCGCGGUGAAGAAAGUGCUGCUUUGCCCGCUGUCGUCCAGCCUUGUGAUCGCAGGUACAGCCGGUCACAUAAUUACUGCCAAUAUCUCGAGCGAGGCAACGAAUAAGGAGAUCAAGGCCGUGAAAAUGAAUGUGGUGAACGACCGGGAUGGUUUCGUCUGGAAGGGCCAUGACCAUCUGCCCGCUCGCACUGCCAGUAUCUCUUUCGCGGUCGGCUUUCAACCCCAUUGCCUUUUGCAGUUGUAUCCACCCGCUGCGGUAACCGCUCUCGCGAUGCACAGCGAGUGGGGAUUAUUGGCUGCGGGUACGGCGCACGGCCUCGCUGUCUUCGACUACGUCAGAGUAAAAGCCGUAAGCGUGAAAUGCACUCUCAAUCCAAAUGAUCUCUCUGGUGCUGGUGACACGCCUAUCUCCAGAAGAAAAUCGUUCAAAAAGUCCUUGAGAGAGUCGUUCAGAAGAUUAAGAAAAGGAAGAUCUCAGCGAAGGGCAACGACAGCCGGCAGUCCACCUCGUACCGCAGUCCCAGAAACAAAAAAGAAGGAAAUUCCAAGUUUGGCAUCGUCUCCAAGCGGCGACGCGGCCGUAGAUGUAAAGCCUGUUGAGCGACAGGUCGAAGCUAGACCUGUUGACGAUGCAUUAGGCUCGAUGGUUAGAUGUCUAUAUUUUGCUAGAAGUUAUAUUAUUAGUAUGCAAAACACAACGCCGACACUAUGGGCUGGCACAAACAACGGAACAGUCUACGUAUUCACUUUGGCGAUUCCGGCGGGUGUUCGUCGCACCGAGGAGGACGUGAACUGCACUCUUGGCAAGGAGAUACAGCUGAAACACCGGGCCCCGGUAAUUGCCAUCACCGUUCUAGAUGGUUCGAGCGUACCUCUUCCCGAGCCCUUCGAGGCCGAGCGCGGCCUGUGCCCGGGACCCGACAUGGCUUCCGCCCACCGCGUCCUCAUUGCCAGCGAGGAGCAAUUCAAGAUCUUCAAUUUGCCCUCGCUCAAGCCCUUCUGCAAGUACAAGCUCACGGCCCACGAGGGCUCACGGGUCCGAAAGACGGGCUUCGCCAAAUUCACUUGCCCCGUCGAGCCGUCGGGUCAACACGAGGAGACUUGCCUCGUCUGCCUCACCAACCUCGGCGAGUGCCUCGUGCUCGGUAUACCCGAGCUCAGGAGACAACUAAACGCCGCGACGAUCAAGAGGGAAGACAUCAAUGGCAUAUCUUCGCUGACGUUCACGAAAGCCGGCGAGGCCUUGUACCUGCACUCGUCAUCCGAGGUGCAACGCAUAUCCCUGUCGGCGUGCAAGGUGACAAAGGCGCACUGCGCCCUUAAUUUGCCGCCGAAUGCGCGCACCGUACCCGAGGCAACCGCACCCGAGAAGUCCACGAGUGCGCAGGAAGAGGGCAAG